Schistosoma margrebowiei is the source of this 2494-nucleotide messenger RNA. NCBI's taxonomy places the organism in Eukaryota, Metazoa, Platyhelminthes, Trematoda, Strigeidida, Schistosomatidae. The record is from the annotation of a GenBank genome assembly.
GGUCGUGACAUCGUUGCGUUUUCGAGUUUUCAUCUUUGGGAAAUGAAUGAAUAUUGAUGCUUGAUAGCCUUGUAGUGCCUAAUAAGUCAAACGAUGCCUUGAAAAAUGAUACAGAUAAUAGGGAUUCAAUUUUUCGCGACUACUACUCGAAUCGCCAAAGAAGCUUUUCCAAUUGCAGGUUGAGGGAUUUUUCCAAUAUUUCGGAAACUUUGAAGUUUGUAGAGCAUUUGGAUUUAUCUCGAAACUUCAUCACAAAUAUUCCGAGUGGAAUCGAACAAUACAGAUUGCUUACAACUUUGGAUUUAAGCUUCAACAAAAUUUUUUCUGUCCCGAAUUCGCUAUGCAAACUACCGAGCCUUCGGAUUUUGUUAAUGUCUAACAACUAUUUGUCUUCUCUUCCUGCAAAUAUUUGUGAACUUCAAAACUUGCAAGAGCUGGAUUUGUCGUUCAACAGGUUUAAAUGCUUUCCUUCUUCGAUUUGCUCACUUCGCAGUUUAAAAGUUUUACUAUUAGGAUGUAACCUGAUUGAAACACUUCCAGAAGACAUAGUUGGUCUUCGUUGUUUGAAGAUUUUGGACUUGCAUUCAAACGGAGUAAAGCAACUACCUUUGAGCAUUAGAUUUAUGUGGUGUUUAGAGAGGUUAUCUCUAGAGGAAAAUCCCCUAUCCCCUCCCCUUUUAACAAUUGUUGCUCGUGGGAUCCCAUACAUAUUUGCAUUUUUAAAUCAACAAGCUUUAUGCAAUUCUAAUAAUACGAGUUGCGAAAAAUUCCAUGAUUCGUUAACUCAAUCGUCUUCUGCUCAUGUAACAAAUACUUCAAAUCAAAUGAAUACGAUGAAAAUUUCUGAAAAUCAGGAUGUGAAUUCAGACUCUUCUAGUCCAUGUUUUGAGAAAACUCAGGUAAAUACGGAUUCUGACCAAAGAUACAUAUCGAAUUCUGAAAUUACCAAUCCUUCGUUGACAAUUCAAAACUUUACUUAUUCAACACCAAAUAACAAGAAUGAACAAUUAGACAAACCAAAUGCUAAACUACACUCAAAUGACUAUAAUUGUAUUGAGAAUUUUAGUCAUAAUGUAUCAACACAAUCUUGUAUAAAUGAAACAUUGAAAUCUGGAUCGUCAUUUAGUUCUUUAUCAACUGAUGAUAAUGAAUCACUAACAAUGAAUAUGUAUUCAUCGGCUUAUGAGAAUGUUAUUCUUGAUAAGAAUGAAAAUGAAGUUUUCUAUUUAACAUCAAAUAUUUCACAACAAUUGACACAAACUAUCAAUAACUCCCAUGUUAAACAACCUAUCUCUCCCGGCAAUGACAAUACAAAGAAGGCAAUAGUACCAACGGUUCUGAAUAAAGAUGAUUCAGCAGUAGAGUCUUCAGUAGUACAAACAGUUAGCAGUUAUAUCAUUAGAAAUGAAACACCAUGUAAUAUUUGUGAGCCAACUAAAAAUGGUCAGAUUGAAGAUUGUCCAACAAAUAAUUCUUCUUUUAAAUACGAUCGACGUGAUAAAGGUGGUCCCAUUUCUAGUUAUAAUCGGUUACGUUAUUCUAAACGUCAGCAGAUAGAACAUGAUAGAAAUGUUCAUAGUAGUUCUGGUUAUAUAACACCAGAUUCAUAUUUAUCAGAAAAUUGUAAUAGAUCUCAAACAAAUGGAUAUGAUUGUCAAAAUUUUAAUCAAUACCAUAGUGAUAAAAAGUUGAUGAAUCAAAGAAAUCAUACACAACUAUUAUAUCAUCCUCAUAAAAAUAGUUUAUAUAAUGAAGAUAUAUCUAAUAAAAUAACACGUGUUGGUGUUGCUUUGUGUAUGCCUUCAGAAUGUACUUUAAAAUUACCUAAAAACUUUCAAACUUCAUAUAAUUAUCAACCACAAACCAAUACACAUUGUCAAGAUUCAAGUAUAACAUUAUCUACUGAUUAUUUAAGUGAAGAUAUCAGUAGAAAAAGUGAAAUUCGCAAUAUAGAUACAUCGAAGUAUAUGAAAAUGAAUUCACAUAAGGAUACUGUUAAAUGGGAGGAAUUAAAUUCUGAUGAUUUAAUAAGAAUUAAUCAAUUAAGAACAAUAAUCGAUAAAGAAUUAAAUAUUCGUCUACCAAUUAAUCCAAAACACUUAAUUAUUGAAUUAAGUACUGGUGUUAUUUUAAUUCAGUUAUUGAAUAAAUUUAUCGGGACAACAUCAACUAUCAAAAUCUGUUUACCUAGAAAUGAUCAGCAUCAUAAUAUGUUAAAUGAAGUAGUCAAAUCUUAUCGUCGAAAUUUAAGACGUUGUCGUGAAUCAAUAUAUCGUUAUGGUGUACCUAAAAUAAGACUAAGAAGAAAAAACAGAAAUUAUCUGUAAAUGAACGUAUUUUCUUAUUUGUUUUUUUUGCUUUCUUUAUGAAAAAGGAAUAUCUAUUUUCCACUGAAUCCAUUGUAAAUCCUCAAAAUGCUGAUGGUUUAUUAUCGUUGGCUAAUUCCAUUUCUAUUUUAUACAAGUUACACAAUAAUAAUAAUAAUAAUAAUAAU